AUGAUAAGUGUGGUGCAGGUGGUGCAAACAGCUGCUCAGCACGACCAACAGCAGCAUUGGGGUAUAGAGGGUUCUUCUGGUGGUGGUGAUGAUAAGGGUGGUGCAGGUGGUGCAAACAGCAGCAGCAGCAGCAGCAGCAGCAGCAGCAGCAGCAAUCCUGCUGAUGAUGAUGCUGCUGUAGAGAACGCACUGUACGCGAUGAUAGAAGCCGAUCCCAGCAGCCGGCGGCUUAUGAUAAGAAACGUUCCAUACACAGCAACUGAAACAUCCCUCAAACAAACUGUUGAGGCCUAUGGGCCCAUCGAAGACUUUAAACUCGUCAUAGACAGAAACACAGGGGUGAACACUCAGGAGGGAGAGGAGGCCAACGGCGGGGCUGUGGGGGUGGUGUUAUACGUGUCAGUGAAGGGGGUGGGGUUGUCGUUGUUUGUGUGUAUAGAUGGUGGGGUUGUUGUUGUAUGUAUGGUAAUAGAGGGGGUGAACACCCAGGAGGGAGAGGAGGCCAACGGCGGGGCUGUGGGGGUGGUGUCACGUGUCAGUGAAGGGGUGAGAGAAGCAGCAAUAGUACGCAACAGAGACGGCACAUCAAAGGGGUAUGGGUUUGUUGUCUUUGAAGACCCAGAGGCACUCAUGAAAGCGGCCAAUCAGUCACAGAGAGUCAUAGAUGGCCAAGUUACGUUUGUCUCCGUGGCGUCGGAGUCGAGGAAGCAGCAGCAGCUGGGGGGAGGAGCGAUCCUGCCCCCACAACACCUGCAGCAGCUGCCGCUUGGAGGGUCUCAGUAUCAGCAGCAACUGCAGCAGCAGCUGCAGCAGCAGUUGCUGCAGCAGGCUGCUGCUACACAGUGGCCAACUACAACAAGCUCAGGGACGCGGACAGAGGUAUCGAGUCCUUAUGGAACUCAAGCAACAGUUAACUCUGCUGCUGCUGCUGCUGCUGCUGCUGCUGCGCUGCCAACGACAACAGCUGCUGCUGCUGCAGCAACCAACCCAUACAUGCAGCAGAUCACUGCUGCUCUCAUGCCUCAGCUGUACAUGCACCACUACCAGCAGCAGUACCUGGCUAGCUCUCAGGCAAACGCAACUGGCACGGGUACUGCGAGCACCACAACACAGCAGCAGAAAUACUCCGCUUUGUAG
This is a messenger RNA of Eimeria mitis, 1137 nucleotides long. RefSeq lists its product as uncharacterized. Lineage: Eukaryota; Apicomplexa; Conoidasida; Eucoccidiorida; Eimeriidae. Bases 1 to 1137 code for a protein of 378 amino acids. Gene Ontology annotation, molecular function: RNA binding. Gene Ontology annotation, cellular component: cytosol. The record is from RefSeq and is a predicted model, not a curated record. The transcript has 7 exons.